This is a messenger RNA of Monodelphis domestica (gray short-tailed opossum), 6391 nucleotides long. It is a transcript of the gene SNX6, whose product is annotated as sorting nexin 6. Gene Ontology annotation, biological process: retrograde transport, endosome to Golgi; intracellular protein transport. Gene Ontology annotation, molecular function: phosphatidylinositol binding; dynactin binding. Gene Ontology annotation, cellular component: endosome. The record is from RefSeq and is a predicted model, not a curated record. Lineage: Eukaryota; Metazoa; Chordata; Mammalia; Didelphimorphia; Didelphidae.
UCUGGAGGCUUCUUCAUGGUGUCUUCUCCAACAGUUCAGUUUCUGGAUUCAGAGAGUGUGUAUGAACAACAGUGUUGGUUUCUGAUAUCUAAUCCAUCCUACCUUGUUUCACAGCUUAGAGCAAUAAAUGUAGAUCUUCAAAGUGAUGCUGCCCUGCAAGUGGAUAUUUCUGAUGCUCUUAGUGAGAGGGAUAAAGUGAAAUUCACUGUUCAUACAAAGAGUUCAUUACCAAAUUUUAAACAAAAUGAAUUUUCUGUUGUUCGACAACAUGAGGAGUUUAUAUGGCUUCAUGAUUCCUUUGUUGAAAAUGAAGAUUAUGCAGGUUACAUUAUCCCACCAGCACCACCAAGACCUGAUUUCGAUGCUUCAAGAGAAAAACUACAGAAACUUGGUGAAGGAGAAGGGUCAAUGACUAAAGAAGAAUUCACAAAGAUGAAACAAGAACUAGAAGCUGAGUAUUUGGCAAUAUUCAAGAAGACAGUUGCAAUGCAUGAAGUCUUCUUGUGUCGUGUUGCAGCACAUCCUAUUUUGAGAAAAGAUUUAAAUUUUCAUGUCUUCUUGGAAUAUAAUCAAGAUUUGAGUGUACGUGGAAAAAAUAAGAAAGAGAAACUUGAAGAUUUCUUUAAAAAUAUGGUUAAAUCAGCAGAUGGUGUCAUUGUUUCAGGGGUAAAGGAUGUAGAUGAUUUCUUUGAACAUGAACGAACAUUCCUUUUAGAAUAUCACAAUCGCGUUAAAGAUGCAUCUGCUAAAUCGGAUAGAAUGACAAGGUCCCAUAAAAGUGCUGCAGAUGAUUACAAUAGAAUUGGAUCUUCACUUUAUGCAUUAGGAACACAGGAUUCUACAGAGAUAUGCAAAUUUUUUCUUAAGGUUUCAGAAUUAUUUGAUAAGACACGGAAGAUAGAAGCACGAGUAUCUGCUGAUGAGGACCUCAAACUUUCUGACCUUUUAAAAUACUACUUAAGAGAAUCUCAAGCUGCUAAGGACCUCUUGUACAGAAGAUCUAGGUCACUAGUAGAUUAUGAAAAUGCUAAUAAGGCAUUGGAUAAAGCAAGAGCGAAAAAUAAAGAUGUUCUACAGGCUGAAACCUCUCAGCAAGUGUGUUGUCAGAAAUUUGAAAAGAUAUCAGAAUCUGCAAAACAAGAACUUAUUGACUUUAAGACAAGAAGAGUUGCAGCAUUCAGAAAAAAUUUAGUGGAACUGGCAGAACUGGAACUAAAACAUGCAAAGAGCUGACAGGCAAUUCCAUUGGGUUAUACAUCAUUUUUGUAAUAAAGUCAUCUUUUAAAACCAAAACCCCAGUCAUAUACCGAAUAAGUAUUUCUUCUGCAUUUCUAUCCCACAGUUCUUUCGCUAGAUGUGGAUAGCAUUCUUUUUCAUAAGUCCCUUGGGAUUGUUCUGAAGCAACAUUUGAUCUUGACAGACUUUUAAUAAAUUAACUCCUUUUUAAAAUUAAAAAAAAAGUCCUUUAUAUAAUUAUCUUUGAUUAUUUUAUUGUUUAGAGCAACAGUCUCAGUUUAUAAUCAUUACAAUAUUUUUGUUCUUUUGUAAAAUGAUCUCUUGGUUCUUUUCACUUUACAUCAUGAUGUUCAUAUGUUGGCAUUCCAGGUUUUUGUAAAACUCCUUUCAUUUCUUAUAGCACAACAGAAUUCCAUCAAAAACAUAUACCCUACUUAUUCAGCCAUUCUCCAAUAUAUGGUCUUCCUCUUGCUUUUACAUAUAGUUACACAUGCACGCGCGCACGCACACACACACACACACACCGUGCUUGAUUCUACUGAGUCUAUUUUGCUGACCUACUUUUCUCAUAAUAGAAGCUUAAUAAAUAUUUGUUUAUUUAUGGUUGACAAGUACCCAGUAGUUUGGUGGAAAUCCUUGAUUUGACUAUUUAACAAUGCCAGAACUUUUAUCUUUUCCUGUCAUAUGCCUUAUUUUAUAAAGGUUCCUUUUGAUGAUUAGAAUGAUAUAUUAUAUUGGGAGCAGUUAGGUGGCUCAAUGGAUUGAGAGUUAGGCCCAGAGAUAGGAGGUUGUGGGUUCAAAUUUGUCUUCAGAUACUUCCUAGCUCUGUGACUCUGGGCAAGUCACUUAACCUCCAUUGCCUAGCCUUUGCCACUCUUUUGCCUUUGAACCAAUAUAUAGUAUUUAUUCCAAAAUGGAAGGUAAGGGUUUAAAAACAGAAACUAUAUAUAUUUAAUCUCAUUCACUAGAUCCAUGUGUCUCAAAUAUAUUUUUACAGCAUUUUCUUUUUUGUUUAUCUUACUCUUAAAGUCAUUGAACUCUAAAAGAAGAUUAAAAUCUGACAAUUAUUUUUAUUUCUGUAACAUCUUUUUCUAUAAAAACUUAGAUACCAGUCUAUUAGAGAGACAGAGACGAUUCCUUUGCCUAAUCUCUUGACAUGAAUUUUAUUGUUUUAUCUAAAAUUAUUAUCACAACUGUUGCCUUUUGGAACUGGCCUGAAACAUAUUAACUUUUGUUCUAGUUCCUCAUUUUCAGUUUUAUUGAGUAUUGAUGGUUAUACUUGUUAGGUUUUUGUUUUUCUGAAUGUAAUAUUUUUUAUUAAAAUUUUUCUUAGUGAUUUUCUUUUUCCUGAUAGCAUUUGGAACCUAAUAACUAAUUGUGCUUAAUAUUAAUUUGAUCCCAGUCUCCUUUUGUGUACUCUUCCUCCUGUGAAUCUCAUACCAAAUCACCAAUAUUUAUUUUCUAUAUAUUUAUGUAUCUACAUAUAUUGGGCAUCUAUGUAUUUGGAAAUUAUUUCAUUCUUUGAUCUUUUAUCCCCACCUCCUAGCAAAAUGCUCUACACAUAAUAAAUACUUGUUUAUUGGUUGUCAUAUGUACUUGUGUCCUUGUUAGAAUGUAAACUCCUUGAGAGACAGGAUUAUUUAAUUCUUUUUCCCCUUUAUUUCUAGUGCCUAGCAUUUGCUCUUUGAAGUAGGGAAGUUAAAGAAGGGACAUUAAGGGAGAAAUAUUGCAGUAUUGCUUUUGAGAUACUUAAAGGACAUCUGUUUUAGAGUGUUCCUGGGGCAGCUGGGUAGCAUACUGGAGAGAACUCUGAGCCUGGAUUCAGGAAUACCCGAGUUAAAAGUCUGACUUCACUUAUAUGACCCCCUGGACAAGUUACAUAACCCUUUUUGACUCAGUGUCCUUCUCUGUAGAAUGAGCUGGAGAAGGAGAUGGUAUACCACUCUAGUAUCUUUGCUAAGAGAACUCAAAUGAGAUUAUAAAGAGUUGGACAUGACUGAAACAACUGAACAACAAAAACUAGAGGGUAUAUCAGCAUAGUGAUGGAAUCUGAUAAAAUGUGAGAAUUAAUAGAAGGGAGGAAAAGACAGCUUUCAGGCACACAUAUUUAGAGAAUACAAUAAAGAUGAUGAACUGGCAAAAGAAACUUAGGAGUGAUCAGAAAGAUUACAAGUAAUUUUUUUUAAAUCCAGACAGGAAAAAAAUGUCUGGAAAAGGCUGGGCUUUGUUAUAUGGCUGAAAGGACAAAAAGGAGGGAAAAUUGAUAGGCCAUCAGAUUUAGCAAUUAGAGAUAUUAAUUUCAUCUGAAUAAUGAGGUCAAGAGCCAAGUCACAGAGGAUUGAAGAGUGACAAGGAAAAAAGUGGAAAUGGCAGAAUUACAUAGCUUUUUCCAAGUGUAUGAUUGGGAAACUGGAAAGAUCUAGAUUCAUAACUUGGGAAUUUUUUAGGUUGAGGUAGAGUGAGUCUUGUUUAUAAGCAGUCGGAAAGGAAAUAGGUAGAGACUGAGGAUUGACUACAGAAGGAAUCUGAAAGAUGGUACCUGGGCUGGAGCAUGUGUGUAUAUGAAAUUUUUUGUGACAAGGAUUAUAAUAAAGGAGAGGAGAGUAAGGGCUAAUAUAUACUAGUGUAAACCCUUGUCCAUUCUUCAUAUACAGAUCUCUCAUUGCUGUAAAUUGCUCUGUUCCUGCUGUAUUGAGGAUUUCAAGCAUACACUGUUGGCAAUUAACUUCAACUUGCUUUCUGUAGGAAUCUUCUAUUGUAGGAUCAUAUUUUUCAACAAAGAUUCCUUGGACAAACUGUACAGUCAAAGUAGACUUCCCCACACCUCCUGAACCAAGGACCACUAGCUUGUACUCACGCAUGAUAUGGUCUGUUCAAAUGCUGAUAGUCUUGAGAAAUGGUAGGUUCUUUUCCUCCAAAGUCUGCCAACAGAGGCUGGAUUCUUUCAAAGUGUUUUGAAUGAGAGAAGAGCCUUUCAAGGUGAAUGAUAUAAAUCUUCUCAAAUAAGUUGGUGAAGUCUUCAACUGAAAAAGAAGGGAGGAGAUGGCAACUGAAGAAAAGCUUUGGAAUAACUGUUGUGAGCAGUAGCAUAAACAAACAGUGAGGACUGAAAAUAUUGCUGUGCAAAGGGCCAAGUUUAGAUAACUAUUGUUUUGUAGUAGGACUUUGUGAUUUGGCUUUAUGAUUUUUCUCUAGCUUCAUUCAGUUAGUGCAGAUAGGAGUAGAAGCAAAAAAUAGUGAAUCUAAACCAAAAUUCAUGUUAGGUUAAAAGCAACAAAGAGUUUGGGGUGGAUUUGGGGGUUGGGGGUGGAGAAGACAAGAGUAGAGGCAGCAACCUAGCUGAACUCUCUGAAGAUUUCCCUCCCAACAACUUUAAAAUAUCAUCUCAAAUUGAACUUUGUAGUGGCAAAGCCAAAAAAAGCUUGAGAUGUGUAAGGGUUAAAAAAUAAUGGUUACCAAAAAAUGUAGAGGUUAAAAAUUAGUGAUUUGACUAAAAUAUAUGAAAAUUAUAAAUAAUAUUGUAGUUGCUGAUUCAAAAUAUUAUUGCUUAAAGUCUAAAUGACUUUAAUAGCUUUUAUUCACAAAAGAGGUGUAAAAAGUGAAAGCAGAGAAAUACAAAAGGGUAGAGAAGACAUUAGCUUAUCUAACUAAAUAUUGCUCUGGUGCUCAACUCAGCCAGAACUUGUUGAACUUUAACUGGAAUUAAACUAUCUCCAGAAAACAGGAAUGGAAAACCAGCGAUCCACUGACCCAAGUUCCCGCCAAUAAUAAGAUCAAGACAAUGACUUGAGCAGAAUCUGAUUCCUGAAGCCUACUUUCUUUCUUCAGCCAAUCUUCUUCUUGAACUGACUUCCUUCUUGAAGGUCAACUCUUUCUUGAAGCCAUCUUCCUUCUUGGAGUUGACUUCUCUAGCCCCAGAAAUUCAGGGCCUUUUAUAUUGGCUUCUUGUCCCUUCCCCUUAUCACAAGGGCCAAUCAUAGCUUCCAAAUUGCCCAGCACUGCCCAGGGGGCAUUGUCUGUGGGAACUACUUCUAACCUUCUGAAGAGGUGAAUACUCAUCAAAAGAAAUGGAUGAGACAUUUAUCCUUCCCGGGGCAACUUAAGAGGGUUAGUAUGAACUCUGUGUGACACUGGGAUGGGAGCCAGGUUAAAGUGAUGUCAAGUGAUGCAGCCAACAACACCAGCAGUAGACCUUGGAGAUGGCUAAAACAGUUACAGCUUUGGGAUCUCCCAAUCUGUAGAUGGUAAUGGAAUUGGACAACUGGUUUGUUUUCAGGAGACCUUGAAGUAAUAUUGGGCACAGAACUGGGAGCUUUUUGGCCCAUAUACAGUUAUGAGUCAGUGUCAGGAUGGAGAGGAGUGAUUGUGAAUGGUUACAAGGGAAAAGGGUCACAGUUCCAUAGAAGAAAGGAACACUAGCUCUUAUAAGUGCAGGAUAUUAAGGGUCUUGGUCACAAUUCCUGGGCCCAAAGGAGUAGCACUAGCACUUGUGACUGCAGUGGGAAGCAAGGGGCCUUCCUGGAUGAAGAUCAGAGUACAGACCAAACCUCUUUCUGAAUCACACCACUUUGGAAGCAAUAAAAACUUGCAGACUCCCAUAAAUAACUGGAAACAGUAGCACACAAAAAGCUUGGGGCAAUGCCUCUUCACCCUCAGGUGAAAGUCAAGAAAUGGGCUGAGAAAAAUGAACAGAUAAAAAAAGAAUUUGACUUAAAAUCUACUGCAGUGGCAGAGAAAACCCAUAACUCGGAACUCAGAAGAAAAUAAGUGUGAAAACAUCUACAAGCUGAGCCUCAAAGAAAAAUUUCAGUUGGCCAUAAAGCCCAACAAGGAUUUCUGGAAGCAUUAAAGAAAAGAACUGUAGGAUAAAAAAUGGCAAAAGAAAUAAGAUUGAUGUAAGAAAAUGAUGAAAAUUAAUUAGCUUAGUAAGUCACACACAAUUCUAAAGAGAACAAUACCUUACAGGAUUGACCAAGUGGUAAAAGAGACCCAAAAAUUCACUAAUGAAAAGAACUUCACAAAAAGAAAAUUGGUCAAAUGGAACAAAAAUUAAUUGAGAUAAAAAUUUCUUAAAAAUUAAAAUUAGGCAAGAGAACAUUAAUGAUGCUGAGACAUUUAAGAAACGAAGUCAAGAAAGUGAAAAAAGAUAGAAAAA